CGAGGCACACGUGGCGUCAGUGUCUCCUUUCCGUUAUUUGAACAAAAACAAAGGGCUUUUAAGUAAAAUUAUCUUCCGUACAAUGAAAACAAAAAUAAAAAUAAAUAGUGAAUCUGCUGUGAGCGAUUUCCUCAGUCCAGCGAGGCAACGAUGGGCGAUUCGGGGAAUAAAGGAAGGAGGAUCAAAGGCGAAGAUUUUGAUGACAUUUCAUGAUAGAGAAAUGUGAGCUUGGAUUUCACGCUCGAUGAUACAGAAUCCUUCUUGCUGAUAUCUGCAUCGCUUGUCGUAUAUUUCAGAUAUGGGUGUUGUGAGGGGGGUGAUAUUUGAUGAGUCAGCACUCUUAACUGAAGCUGCUGAUGAUGAAGAUGCAUCUCUUCUUCUACCCGGAGCGGAGUCUAUUCUUCGCAUGAUCUUCCUAUCCAAAAUCCGCAUUGGGAUUUCUUAUACAGUGGGUCUUCCAGAACCCGAGGUCGGUCAUCUCAAAAGAAUGGGAAGUUUGUACUCAAUUGAUUUCUUUAGCUUGAAUGACCCCACAUGUGAGGUUAUGCCUACAUGGGGUGAUAUCGAUGGCAGUAUUGUCUAUCUAGUUUCUAAUAAGAAGAAGGUCUUGCCCAAAUUGAGCAAUUAUAGUUGGGUGGUUGUUUCUCUUAAUCUUGGAGGUGGGACUUCAUGUGACUUCCCAAACACACUUCUGAUCGAGAAGUUAGAAGAGUUGCCAUUGACUAUAUGUCACUUAAAUAAAAGGUUGAUUGGACAUAAUGUUGUCACCGUGGGCUAUAAAAUGAAGCCUUCUCGAGUGGAGGAUUUUGCAAAGAGGGGUGCGUUGCCUUUGUGUGCUACUCAAAAUGGGUUGAUGUUUAUGCCUCUCGUAUCUGAUCUACCUUUAUCAUCCCAGUUAAAGGAAGUUGACAUAGUUCUCCAUAAGGCCACUGACGAAAUAUUGUCUAUUAAAGAUGAAAACAUCAAUUUUACCCAAAGCAUGCGAGAAUUACAAAAAUAUUUUGAGCAUAACCAGGAUUGCUGUGUGCUUGACCCACUGAUUAACAUAUACCCAUUAUUGGAUCGGUUAGAAAUGCAGAAAAUUUUACUUGGCUUGGUAGAACUCAAGACGGAAAGCAGCUAUAUGAUCAGAGGGGCUUAUUUUCUUAAGGUUGAUAAUUUUGACAGCCUUAAUUUUGUAACUGGGUUGGGAAAAGCUAACUUGUCUCUACCAUGCAUUGUGAAACCAAAAGUUGCUUGUGGUGUUGGUGAUGCACAUAAGAUGGCAAUUAUUUUCAGGGCUGAUGAUUUAAAGAAUUUAAGUGUUCCCCUGCCGGCAAUUAUCCAGGAAUAUGUAGAUCAUUCAUCGACUUUGUACAAAUUCUACGUGUUGGGUGAGAAAAUUUUCUGUGCUGUCAAGAAGUCAAUACCAAAUGCCAAUAUCCUCAUGAAAUCAUUUGAUGGCUGUGACCCUAAACCUCUUGAGUUUGACAGCUUAAAGUCACUCCCUACUGCUGAUAAUAUCCAUAAUUCUGCAGUUAGUGACCACCCCACAGGAACUAAUGAAUCCAUUGACCUGAAACUCGUCACAGAUGCUGCAAAUUGGCUCAGGAAAAGGCUUCAACUUACAAUCUUUGGAUUUGAUGUUGUUAUUCAGGAAGGAACUCAUGACCAUGUGAUUGUGGAUGUAAACUAUCUCCCAUCAUUUAAGGAAGUGCCUGACGACAUAGCAAUACCAGCCUUUUGGGAGGCCAUUAGAAGUAAGUUUGACAGUAGAAUGCUAAAAUAGGCAUUGGUUUCAACUUUAUGAUGCCACGAGAAAAGAGAGAAGUUGUAUGCUAGUGGUUGCAUGAGGCUGUUAAUCAAGCAACUCUUCUGCUACUUGGAAAUGAGAUGGAAAGUUUUUUGUAUCUCUGUGCUUAUAGCACUUGGAAUACUCUGGUGCUUGAGGGUGCUUAGUCUACUGCUUUUUCUGCUAUUAGGGGUAUGAUAACUUGAUGAGUAGUUUAAUAAAUUAUUAAGUUCCCCGGAGAUCCAUUUCCUAUCAGUUUGGUCAUUCGAAGCCAAUGUCUCACAAUUUAGUCGUGCAUGUAAUUGGAUCCCCUAUUAAAUGGCUUUUCAAUGGGAUAAAGUUAUUAUCAUUUAGACAAUAGGUAGCAAAAGAGGCUAUGGCCAUGUUAGUACGAUGUCUCAAGUUUAAGUCCAUAUGAGUGCAUAAAAUAUUUUUGGAA
Neltuma alba is the source of this 2210-nucleotide messenger RNA. Its product is annotated as inositol 1,3,4-trisphosphate 5/6-kinase 4. Lineage: Eukaryota; Viridiplantae; Streptophyta; Magnoliopsida; Fabales; Fabaceae. Gene Ontology annotation, biological process: inositol trisphosphate metabolic process. Gene Ontology annotation, cellular component: cytoplasm. The transcript is spliced from 2 exons. Bases 299 to 1768 code for a protein of 489 amino acids. The record is from RefSeq and is a predicted model, not a curated record. Gene Ontology annotation, molecular function: inositol-3,4,5,6-tetrakisphosphate 1-kinase activity; inositol-1,3,4-trisphosphate 6-kinase activity; ATP binding.